AUGACAUACCCUAUUCUGAAUUUCACUCUCAAGCCAAUUACUGUGAAGGCGCAGCCAAUCACUUUACAGACUUUCUUGCCAUAUGGCACAUUAGUGGAGUCGCCUCUUCCAAAUAAACUUGUUGCAGCGCCUGUCAAUCCUCCCCACUUGCAGCCAAUAUCGGCGGAACCGACAUUGGUAAAUCAAGGAUACGCCAUAAAGUACAGCCCCAUCUCUCCUGUUCAGAAUUCUUAUGAGAGUCGUCGCUCGGAUAGACAAGCUGCAUCACCCUGCAUGAGUCUCUUCUGCUGUUUUCCUCGGAAAUUACGCAUUUCCAACCUCUCUCCGGCGACGUUCUUCUUUGAUGUGGGUAUUUUGGAAAGACAUCCUUUCUCCUCGCAGACUUUCAUCCCACUUUCUGCCGGGUUUGGCCGCAGUGGCAAGGAGUGUGCAAACGAUCAUCUUUCCUCGGGAACUCCGCAAAACAUUAGUACUUUAUACCUAGUCAUUGUGGCUCCUAGCCUAGGUGGCCAAACAGCUGCAGCUACGCUUAAAGUUGAUGGGCAUGUAAAAUCAGUUGUGGUACAGGAGCCGCCGGAUAUGUCUAACCUAUGUGCUUUCAUUGUGCACCCAGACCAAGCAGUGACCUAUAGUGCGGGGACAUGGCAUUCUCCAAUGGUGGUCUUGGGAGACAGCAAAAUUGAUUUCGUUGUGUUCCAAUUUCUCAACGGAGUUGCAGAGGAGGACUGCCAGACUGUUGCGUUUGAUGAAGCUGUAACUGUUCGUGUGGAAAGUCGCCAAUUGGGCCAGGGAACACUGGCAAAACUUUGA
Messenger RNA from Ophidiomyces ophidiicola, 810 nucleotides. RefSeq lists its product as uncharacterized. Gene Ontology annotation, biological process: allantoin catabolic process. The record is from RefSeq and is a predicted model, not a curated record. The transcript has a single exon. Lineage: Eukaryota; Fungi; Ascomycota; Eurotiomycetes; Onygenales; Onygenaceae. The coding region runs from base 1 to 810 and encodes 269 amino acids. Gene Ontology annotation, molecular function: ureidoglycolate hydrolase activity; ureidoglycolate lyase activity.